GCUCCCGGGAGCUGCGGCGGGACGACGAUGGCCCGGGAGUCAGAGCCCGAGUUUUACCUGCGGUGGAAACACUGUGAGGUGCCAGGUGUUCAGACUUUAUGUAAUCUAAGGACACUUCUGAACAAGCUUCAGAAAGAUCACAGAGAGGAUGUCUAUCUUUACACCUCUGGGCACUUGAAUCCCAAUAAGCUCUACAGGCCUCCUGAGACCGUCCUGUAUCACUGGUCCAACGCCAAUAGACCAAAAGGGGAAAAGAUCUUCCAGGUGGAAAAGCCGAUCGGAAAAUCCGAUAAGGAGAUCACCAAGAUGAAAGACGCUCUGGCUUAUUUUACCAUCAAUACAGCUCUGGGGCCCAAUGAGGCACAGAACGCACCGCUGUUCAGGUAUUUGAACCCCGCGGAGCAUAGUUCCCACACUGCAGUAGAGGAUUUCAUUCAAAGGAAGUCUCCGAGGAGAGAGGGUUCUCCCGAGCGGCGGAGGAGAGAAGAGCUGAGGUUGCCAGAGAUGAAGGUUCUCAAGUACAGAGCGGUGGAGUCCAGCCGUCAGUGCGUGAUGCCUCCCCGACGUAAGGAUGAGUAUCAGUACAUCAGCUCGUACUUAGCCGGCCUGACGAAGACAGACAAGUACAGGAAGUUCUUGCGUUUCCAAAAAGAAGUUCUUGCGAAGCACCAUCUCCGGAAGAACGACUUCACUGGGAGGCAGGCAGCGACACGGCAUGAGAAGAAGUUGGAACAGGAGCUCCAAAACGUGUGUGUAUGUGACUCCCAACAGUUCAACAGACUGCAGGUCUAUGGAAAAGUCUUUGAAGAUAUUUGCAAUAGUUCUUUGAUAUUUGGGGAUAUCUUGAAAGAAGUUAAGGAUGAAUAUGAACUCUACAUGGCAAUACUCCUGCGGUCCCAGACCACAUCACAGUAUAAGACUCUGCUGGCUAAUGCCAAGGGGCUGGAGAAGAGGUCCGUGAAGACAGCAGAUGUCAACCAGGCCAGGGAGGAGCUGAGGGCGAUUGUGACGGCCACCAAGGCUGCCCUGGAGCAUAAUGACAAACUCAGAAGUGAACUAGAGGUGGAACGCACGUUGCUGCAAUCAGCUAAGGAAGAGUCGGAAUCAUCUAAGAAAAAUGUAAUGGAUGAGGAUCACCUUACCCUUAUUGAGAAGGUUGAAAAGAAGAGGUGUGAAAUACUCAGUAAAUGGGAUGAAAUUCAUGCUCUUGAAAGAGAAAAAACGACUCUGAUUCAUACUGGAAUUUCACAUAUCACUGAAAAUAGGAUUAAAAGCAUAGAGACUGAAGCUAUAAAAUUAGAAACAGCAAAUCGAAUUUUAAAGAAGAAAAUACAUAUUAUUGAAAACAAUGUGAAGCAGAACCGAAAGCAUGAGACAAGUGAGCGGAAGCAGCAGAACCUUUGGGAUUUCAUUACGGAAUUUGUAAACUUGACGGAAACAGACAACGCCCUCAGGGACUGGAAAAACGACCCAUGAAAUUCACAGCCAUCAUGUACGUAGCGUGAAUGUCUGCAGAUGAUAAAGUAAUCAAGAUACAUCUCAUUUUGUCAGUUUUUUUCAGUUUUAAUUCUAAUAAAGUUAAUGCACAUAUGCAUCAAGAUACUGGAAUAAAUACAUGUGUGCAUGUGAUUAAGUUUUACUUUGUGUCCAUAUUCAUAACAAUAGUAGUUGUUAGGGUAUUUUCUGCUUUCAUUUACUAGUUUUCUCCAAGGAAAACUACUUUUUGCUUAUUUGAGAAAUAAGGAAAUUCAUCCCUGCUACAAUACAGAUCAAUAUGUUUCCUUUUUUUUGUCUUAUUAUAUUUAUUA
Molecule: messenger RNA, 1808 nt
Organism: Lynx canadensis (Canada lynx)
Lineage: Eukaryota; Metazoa; Chordata; Mammalia; Carnivora; Felidae
Gene: CB2H6orf118
Product: chromosome B2 C6orf118 homolog
Source: RefSeq, a predicted model, not a curated record